Messenger RNA from Guillardia theta CCMP2712, 447 nucleotides. RefSeq lists its product as hypothetical. NCBI's taxonomy places the organism in Eukaryota, Cryptophyceae, Pyrenomonadales, Geminigeraceae. The transcript has 4 exons. The record is from RefSeq and is a predicted model, not a curated record. The coding region runs from base 1 to 447 and encodes 148 amino acids.
AUGAUGAUCAUGGCGAUGGCGAUGGAGAUGGAGAUGAUGAUGGUGAUGGUGAUGACGAAGAUGAUGGUGAAGAUGAUGGUGAUAGUGAUGAAGAUGGAGAUGAUGAUGAUGAUGAUGAUGAUGAUGAUGAUGAUGAUGAUGAUGAUGAUGGUGAUAGUGAUGAAGAUGGAGGUGGAGAUUAUGAUGAUGGAGGAGGAGGAUGACGAGGACAAGAAUGGCAAAGACCAGGACGAGGGCGAGGAGGAAGUAGAAACCAAGGAGGAGGAGAAGGACGAGGAGGACGAAGAGGACGAGGACGAGGACGAGGACGAGGACGAGGACGAGGACGAGGAGGACGAAGACGAUGUCUGCUUGUAUCCGAUCGAGAUCUGCAAGAACCGCCUGCAGGCAAUGCAGAAGAAGCAAAAUCAAUCCGAGCAGGAGAACGUGAAGAAGGUAUACAUGUGA